Molecule: messenger RNA, 1350 nt
Organism: Castor canadensis (American beaver)
Lineage: Eukaryota; Metazoa; Chordata; Mammalia; Rodentia; Castoridae
Source: RefSeq, a predicted model, not a curated record
AUGGGUAACCAAAUGAGUGUUCCACAGAGAGUUGAAGACCAAGAGCUCGAAUCAGAAGCAGACACUUACAAGGUGACAGAGGACAGUGAGUGUGGCCAGAACGGGAUCCCGGUGGUUGUAUCGACCUGCACAGUUCAGCACUAUGAUGAAGUCGAUCUAGGAAUCAGAGUCCCAAAGGAUAAUGCAGCCACUUCUUCCUCCAAGACAAUGGAGACCAGCGCUGCGCUGGAUGCCAGAGGAAAGAAUCUUGGGAAAGAGGCCAAACCCGAGGCCCCAGCUGCUAAAUCGCGUUUUUUCUUGACUCUCUCUCGGCCUGUACCAGGACGUCCCGGGGACCAAGGCUUGGAUUCAUCUGCCACACCGGCCAGGCUGGAUGGCAGCUCCAGCACAGCCAGCACAGACAAAGACCCGAGUGAGCGCAAGGCACAUCCGGCCGCAGCUGUGCCCCGGCCCGCGGGGGAUAAAACCCCAGGGCAGACCCCGGCUGGGGACCAGGCCCAAGCUGCCACCUGCCAGCCUGCGCCUCUCCCACCUGAGUCAGGGGCAGCCGCCCCCUCCAAGCCCAAGGACUCCAGCUUUUUUGACAAAUUCUUCAAACUGGACAAGGGACAAGAAAAGGCACCUGUUGAAAGCCAGGAGCAAGUCAGGAGCGCAGAGCAUCAAGACCAGGCCGAGGAGGCUCCUGGACCCACAGGGCCAACUGAUGGUGUCUCUACAAGGGAGGACGUAGUUGACGGCAAGGAGACAGAAGGACAACAAACGGAAAUUUGGAAUUGCUCAGGCCCUGGGGACCCAGAGGGACGGGGAAUUGCAAAGGAGGACUCCCAGACAACAGACAUAGCAGAGAAUAGUUCCAUCAUGAGUUUCUUUAAGACUCUGGUUUCACCUAACAAAGCUGAGACAAAAAAAGAUCCAGAAGAUGUGGGUACUGAAACGACAUCUACUACUUCAGCCAACCUCAGAUCAGAUAAAGGCAACUUCACACCCCAGGAGACCCAAGUGACACCCAAGAGUCCUAAAGGCUGCAGCCCACCAGGUCACGCACUAUCUGCCACAGCCAGUGACACAACAAAGGAAGGUGGCAAGGAGAAGUCAGGAACCUCCUCUCUGCCCUUGGGGAAGCUGUUUCGGAAAAAGUCAGUUAAAGAGGAUUCAGUCCCCACAGGUGCAGAGGAGAAUGUGGUGUGUGAAUCACCAGUAGAGAUCUUAAAGUUUGAGAAAGUAGAAUCAGCCUCACAAACAGUGGAUCUCAAUGAAGAAAAAGGUGUGCCUGAACCAGCAGAAGUGAAACUCAGAGGAGGAGAAAGCAAGCCUCGGAGGACCUCCCUGAUGUCGUUUUUCAGACAAAUG